Psilocybe cubensis is the source of this 1407-nucleotide messenger RNA. RefSeq lists its product as uncharacterized. Gene Ontology annotation, biological process: autophagy; cytoplasm to vacuole targeting by the Cvt pathway. Gene Ontology annotation, cellular component: phagophore assembly site. The record is from RefSeq and is a predicted model, not a curated record. Gene Ontology annotation, molecular function: phosphatidylinositol binding. Bases 1 to 1407 code for a protein of 468 amino acids. The transcript is spliced from 9 exons. NCBI's taxonomy places the organism in Eukaryota, Fungi, Basidiomycota, Agaricomycetes, Agaricales, Agrocybaceae.
AUGCUAGGCGACGACGAGGACGUCUUUGACAGCGUCACCUGGGAAUCUCCCAACGCACCAACCUACGACCCCUCGGAAGCUAUCGUCUCACAAGGUCCUGGAUUCAGGCAGACUACAUUUGACUCCAACGAGGACCCGCACCAACCGAAAUGGGAAGGGUACCUUAUAACCUCAGUCCGAGACCCCGUCAAAGAGCUGGCGGAGACCAAAGAUGCGUAUGUAUCUUACUUGGUAUCAGCAAAGACAAACCUUCCUAUAUUCUCAACCCCUAAUCCAUCCUCUCGCCGCCGCUUCCAGGACUUUGUCUUUUUGAGGGAACAUCUUGUUCGAGACUUUCCGGCAUGUGUGGUGCCUGCCCUUCCAGAAAAACACCGUUUGGAAUACAUCACUGGUGAUAGGUUCAGUCCAGAAUUCAUGGAACGACGAAGAUUAGAUCUACACCGAUUCCUAGAACGAUUGGCUCGACACCCUACUCUUCAAAGGAGCACGCUAGUUCGCGCUUUCUUCGAGUCGACUGAAUGGCAUGUUCAUAUGCACCAGCACGUCGCACACCCUCCAAACAGCGAGCACACCCAAGGUCUUAUAGACAACAUCUCAGACACGCUACUGAACGCUUUCGCCCGGGUGCGCAAGCCAGAUGAACGGUUUCUCACCAUGAGAGAGAAUGUGGACAAGUUUGAAGAAGGCCUUGUGCUCAGCGAGCGUCUUUUUAAUCGCGUAAGAGGGAGAACAAGCGAUGGCAAUCCUGAAUCCGGUGAAGAUCUUACUGCGGACUACCACGACUUGGCCGUCGCUGUACAAGGUCUAGGUUUCCUGGAAUCAGGUAUUACAGAUCCCUUGAAUCAUUUCUCGAACACACUACUCGAGUUUUCUGCGCUGCUUCGUCAUACUACCCAAACUACUACCGAUCCUCUUCUUGUUCACCUUCACUCGUUACUCACCUAUUCCCACGCAAAUCGAGCUGUUCUCAAGCUGAGAGACCAGAAACAACUGGAUUUUGAGGAGUUGUCGGAUUACUUGUCCGGUGUGACGUCAGAACGCGAUCGACUGGCUGCAGUCAUAAGCGGCCACGCUGGUAGUACCGGGCUUGGCCUUGGUGCCUACUUAAAGGAUCGUGUCGAUGCCAUCCGUGGCGCUGAUGAUGACCGAAGUCGUGUAGAGAAAAUGCGCAAGCUUGACCUUAAGAUCAAAGAACUCCAGGACGCUGUGACGACGGCCCAUGAGACAUCAGAUGCGUUUAGUGACGAAACUCUUCGAGAGCAGACUAUUUUCCAAUACUCAAAGGCAGCAGAGAUGAAGGAGAUGUUAGGAAACCUUGCUGAUGGCGAAAUUGAAUUCUAUAAAGCAGCUAUGGAGGAAUGGGAUCGAAUUAUACCUGUAAUACAACGCAUCCGCGUGGACGUUUAG